Messenger RNA from Malania oleifera, 1552 nucleotides. RefSeq names its product 24-methylenesterol C-methyltransferase 2. Lineage: Eukaryota; Viridiplantae; Streptophyta; Magnoliopsida; Santalales; Ximeniaceae. Gene Ontology annotation, molecular function: S-adenosylmethionine-dependent methyltransferase activity. The record is from RefSeq and is a predicted model, not a curated record. Bases 250 to 1332 code for a protein of 360 amino acids. Gene Ontology annotation, biological process: steroid biosynthetic process. The transcript has a single exon.
CACGUGUCCCGAUUCCAACCAACGGCUCAGAUGCACCGGAGACACCCCAGUCGAUGGACAGCAACAGAAAGGGCACAACAGAAAAGCAAAAUGACAACUUCACCCUUCCUCACUUCCCACAGGGGAUAAGUGCGGACGAACAGCUUCCUCUUUCCUCCUUGCGGAUGAACAGAUUCCUCUUUCCUCUCCCAAACCCCCGCCACUACACUCUCUCUCCUCUCCUACGCUUUCUCUCUCUUUCUCCCAUCGAUGGAUUCACUCACUCUGUUUUGUACGGCGGCGCUUGUUGCUGGCGGCCUCUACUGGUUCGUCUGCAUUCUAGGCUCUGCCGAGCAAAAGGGGAAGCGGGGUGUUGAUCUCUCCGGCGGUUCCAUCGCCGCCGAGAAAGUCCGCGACAACUACAAGCAGUACUCGUCCUUCUUCCGCCGCCCCAAAGAGAUCGAAACUGCCGAGAAGGUUCCAGAUUUCGUCGACACCUUCUACAACCUCGUCACCGAUAUCUACGAGUGGGGAUGGGGCCAGUCCUUCCACUUCUCACCCUCCGUGCCCGGCAAGUCCCACCGCGAAGCCACGCGCCUCCACGAGGAGAUGGCCGCAGAUCUCAUCUCCGCCAAGCCUGGCCAACGAAUCAUCGACGUCGGCUGCGGCGUCGGGGGCCCUAUGCGCGCCAUAGCGGCCCACUCGCGCUCUAAUGUCGUCGGCAUCACGAUCAACGAGUACCAGGUGAACCGCGCGCGUGCCCACAACAGGAAGGCCGGGCUGGACUCGCUGUGCGAGGUCGUCUGCGGGAACUUCCUGGAGAUGCCGUUCGCCGAUGCCAGCUUUGACGGCGCGUACUCGAUCGAGGCGACUUGCCACGCGCCGAAGCUCGAAGAGGUUUACGCCGAGAUCUUUAGGGUUUUGAAGCCCGGAUCACUGUACGUUUCGUACGAGUGGGUCACCACUGACAAGUUCGUCGCCGGCGACGCUGAGCACGUGGAGAUCAUCCAGGGGAUCGAGAGGGGGGACGCCUUGCCGGGGCUGAGGAGCUAUGCUGACAUCGCCACGACGGCGAGGAAAGUGGGGUUCGAGGUGCUGAAAGAAAGGGAUCUGGCGGCACCGCCGGCGAACCCGUGGUGGACCAGGCUGAAGAUGGGGCGCAUCGCCUACUGGCGCAACCACAUUCUCGUCACCGUGUUCGCCGCCCUGGGGAUCGCGCCGAAGGGUACCGUCGACGUUCACGAGAUGCUGUUCAAGACCGCCGAUUUUCUCACCAGAGGCGGCGAGAGUGGAAUCUUCAGUCCGAUGCACAUGAUCCUCUGCAGAAAACCGGCGACGUCGCCGUCGUCUUGAAUCGAGAUUGAUUUUGAGGUACCCACCUCGUUGGCCGUCUACUUAUCUUCUUCGUUCCCUCCCUAAUGGUUUAAUCUUCAAUUAGGGUUUUUAAUUUACUCUCUUUUUUUUCUGGGUUAAAAAUUAAUGUCGUCUUCUUUCGGUAAUCAAUUUCAUGGUUGGAUCUUGAUUUAUUUCUGUAAUGUUGUCUUAUUAUGAUUAAAUUAUUGUUAUUUUAUUA